AUGACACUACUUACUGGUGAUAUGUCAGUGGAGAACAUUACCACAAUAAAGAGUGUUUUGGGAUGGUUUGAGCUAACUUCAGGCUUGAAAGUCAAUUUCCACAAAAGCAAGUUGGUUGGCAUUGCAAUGAAUGACACCGUGUAUUUAAUUGGACACCACAUAAACCCUAAACUAAACCCUGACUUCUCUCUUCUUCCCUCCGAUCAGCCAUGGCCGCCGCCACCGCCUUGCUCCGAUCCCUCCGCCGUCGCGACCUUGCCCCUUCUACUGUCUCUGCCUUCCGAUCGGAGUUUGCGUUCUGAUGCAGCGUUGGAAGCCAUAGCCAAAGCUUCAGAAGACAAAGUUCCCAGUAUAGUUCUCUACAAUUACCCUUCAUUUUCUGGAGCAUUUUCCGCUCUCUUUGCUCACCUCUUCCACACUCGUCACAAUCUCCCUUGCCUCAUAUUGCCCUUCUCUUCGGUCCCCUUUCUCGCUUUAAGGGUUGAAGAUUUGUGCAUUGAAGGCCUUGAGACAUGCUAUCUACUUGACUUUCUUCCUCCAAAGGAAUUCCUUUUUAAACUUUCCCAUCAAUCAAAAUGCAAGGUUAUUGGGUUCGAUCAUCGGAAAGCAGUACUUAGACAUAUUCCCUCUGCCGGUGAGUGCCAUGAGAAUGUUGUGAUUAAUGUAAACCUUGAGAAGAGUAGCUCUAGUGCUGUUUAUGAAUACUUUGCAAGCAAACUCGAGGAUACUAAAGUUUCUUCUGGUGUGGUUCCAAGUUUGGUGGACUCAAAAGACAAAGGCCGUGUGGAGCUGAUGCUAAAGUAUAUUGAGGAUGGGGAUCUUCAGCGAUGGAGCUUGCCUGGUAUUAAGGCCUUUAACACCGGACUGCAUGAAUGGCGGGAAAGGUUUAAUUGUUUAUCUAAUCCAUAUAUGUAUAAGCAGUUGCUGGAACUGAGCGCUGAAGAGUUAAUUGCUAAAGGAAAUUCAUAUUUUUCAGCUCGCCAGAAUGCUGCAAGUAAAUUGCUGCAAAAAGUUUUCAGGAUUCGGCUUGGUAGAGGAUUUUAUGGAGAGUGCCUGGGAGUCCGAGCAGAUGGGAACCCUAACUUGAGUGAUGAAAUUGGCAAGCUUCUUAGUGCAAAAAGUGCUGCUGCUGGUCUGAGGCCCAUAGGUGCUGUGAUAUUCAUGCAACGGAAUAAUCUCAAAAUGUGCUUGCGCAGCACUGAUAGUGCCACUGAUACCUCUGAAGUUGCAAAGGCAUAUGGCGGAGGAGGUUCUCCAAGUUCAAGCUCCUUCAUAAUAAGAAUGGACGAGUAUAAUCAAUGGAUUUCAAUGAAGUCAUCAUGACGAUUUCUUGGUUUGAAUAACUAAUCCUGGCCUUUUCUUUAAUAUUUAUGGUAGUGUAUCUUAUUCUAUUACUAGACAAGCUUUCGCAUCCUCAAAUUUCAUGUUGAGAUUUGAGACUGUAUAAUUAGUAUUUUUUUGUGGUAAUAAUACUAGAUUAUAGAAUUGUGUGAAUGGCCACAUUUUUGUUUUAAUUUUUUACCAACCUAGAAUGGUUUCUUUUGGAGCAAAUGUUCUUGACGAGUUAUUGAUUUCAAUUUUUUUCUUGUUGUCAUAUUCUACGUCAUGGAGAUUGUGUGCCUAUGUGCUGUCACACAAACAAGAUGAUUUGAUAAAUUUACACACUACCUUUAGAGAUUUGAAAUCAUCAAAGUUACAAUGUAAUGGCUUGCUAAGGAAGAGACAGAUGAUGUGAUGACUGUAGAACCCUUGCAUUCUCGAUUGGAUGUCCAAGAUGAUGGCUGUGUUAUCAUGUCGUGUAGACUUUGCUGCCUGAUACUGAUGCAGCACAUAAUGAGGUGGGUGGGAGAAUGAAAGUAGAGCUUGAGCAAGAAGGAAGCAUUUAUAUUGGAAGUAAACAAGCCAUUAUUGAGGUUGGCUUCAAGGACAAAGAAGUGGAAUGUAAUAUUCCAAUUGAGAAGAAAAACAUUUCUGAUGCUGCCAUUGUUUCUUACAGUCAGCUGUGGCAAACUUUACAGCUUUUAGUUGGAUUUUCCUCCACCAUUGUUUUGUGCAUUAUUUUAUCAUUUUCAUCCAGUACCUGAAAAUAACAAUAUUUAAGUAGGAUUAUAUAAUAAUUAGUUUCAGUGA
This is a messenger RNA of Lotus japonicus, 2130 nucleotides long. RefSeq lists its product as uncharacterized. Bases 1 to 1323 code for a protein of 440 amino acids. The transcript has 10 exons. Lineage: Eukaryota; Viridiplantae; Streptophyta; Magnoliopsida; Fabales; Fabaceae. The record is from RefSeq and is a predicted model, not a curated record.